Nothobranchius furzeri (turquoise killifish) is the source of this 1059-nucleotide messenger RNA. The record is from RefSeq and is a predicted model, not a curated record. Lineage: Eukaryota; Metazoa; Chordata; Actinopteri; Cyprinodontiformes; Nothobranchiidae.
AUGGAGUCAGAGGUGAAAGAGAAGGGAAAAGACAAAAGGCGGGGAGAAGGGGGGAAGGGGUUUAAGGUUUCUGAUGAAGGCAAACUCUCUGAAAACAACCAGAACAAAAUACAAAUUGACAAAUUCACAAAGAAAUCCAUUUCCUUUGAUGGUGAGGGAUCUGAAAAUCCAGACAAGGAAUGCAGAUAUUUGGUUCCUGAGAAAGGAUCGUCCUCUGCCAAAAGGAAAGCUGUUUUUCAUCACGAACCUCCCACAAAAUGGUCUAGGGUUUCAGGUGAAGGCAGUGUCUCCAGACAUAACCUGGAUGAGACAUCCAGAGUCUCAAAGAGGUCACUCUCACCAGAUGGUGAGGGAUCUGGAAGUCCAGCAAAGAGAAUCAGGCUGUCUGAUUCUGAGAGUCCCUCGCCUUCAGCCAAAGAUCAGUUUGAGGCAAAAUACGAGCAAAAAGAUCAGCUCGGAAAGGGAGGCUGUGGAUCCGUUUAUGGUGGCUACCGCAGGGCAGACAAUUUACCUGUGGCAAUCAAACAUAUACCAAAGAAGAAUGUAGUCUGGACAGAUACGGACGAGAACGGCCAGCAGCUCAGCAUUGAGGUAGCCGCCAUGCUAAAACUCCAGACAGAAUCAGCUGAUUCGGUGGGGAAGUCCGCUCCAAUUUCCCUCCUGGACUGGUACGAUUUCAACCAGGAACAGAUUCUAGUGUUGGAGAGACCAGUGCCUGCAGUGGACCUCUCACAGUUUAUUCAAAAUAACAAAGAGCCCCUACAGGAGAAUCAGGCUAAAACAAUUAUUAAACAGCUGGAGGACACCAACAUCUUCCACAGAGACAUCAAACCACGAAAUAUUCUGAUUGAAACAGGAUCGGAAAUCCCGCAACUGCGACUGAUUGACUUUGGAGUGAGUUGUUUCACCAACACAGAAUAUGAAAACGGCCGGUUCUACGGCACAGCGAAACACGACCCACCUGAGUUUAUUUCAGAACGCAUUUAUAAGGCAGGACCAGCAACCGUGUGGCAGGUGGGAGUUGUUCUCUAUGAAAUGCUCCACGAAAAAUAUCAUCAA